Molecule: messenger RNA, 2828 nt
Organism: Stomoxys calcitrans (stable fly)
Lineage: Eukaryota; Metazoa; Arthropoda; Insecta; Diptera; Muscidae
Product: soluble guanylate cyclase 89Db
Exons: 2
Coding region: 693-2660 (655 amino acids)
Biological process (GO): response to oxygen levels; nitric oxide-cGMP-mediated signaling; cGMP biosynthetic process
Cellular component (GO): guanylate cyclase complex, soluble
Molecular function (GO): heme binding; guanylate cyclase activity; oxygen sensor activity
Source: RefSeq, a predicted model, not a curated record
AAGCUUGACACAUGAAAACUUUUGCGGCAUUUUAAAGAGAUACUGAAAUUUAAUUUCAGAUUUUUUUGUUUGUUUUUGAAGAGACUUUGAAGACGGUCUUCUUUCGUAUGUAGCAAAAUGACACAUGCCUAUAUAUAUACACAUAUCCAUUGGCAUAUGUAUAUGUAUGUUCUCAAGCAUAUGCAGAUAAGAGCCAAACAAGAAACAAACUGUGUGUAUGUCUUUACACGAGUGUGGCCGACAUGCUAAGCAUAAAAAUAAAUCAAGUGUUAAAGCACAUUUGAACGAGGCGAAAAUUUAUGUUGUAGAAAUACAAGCAAAUAAACAAACGAACACAAGAGUAAAAAAGAAACCUUUAAUGUUCAAAUUCAAAUUAUCUAGUGCAAAGGGCAGAUUAAAAGAAAGUUACAAGGGAUUACGGAAUUUAAGCAAAUCCCCAUAAAAAUAACGAUAAAGGCUUUAAUGUCAGCAAAAAAUAUACAAAAGUGAUUUAUUGAAAAAAAUUUUAAGUUACUGGUGGUGAAAUAAAUCUUCAGUGAUUCAUUUAUUGCUGCCAACGUUUUGAAAAAGUUCGGAAAGUUAAGUUUAAACCAGAAAGGAUACAUUGCCCACGGCGGUGGUGACCCAAAAGUGGAGAGAACAUAUAAACUUACGAGCAACACGCACGCAUAUAAAAUUAACAGCCCAUAAAAAUGUAUGGCAUGCUGUACGAGAGUGUGGCCUUCUUUGUGCAAAAGGAGUAUGGCCAGGAGGUGUGGAAACAAGUUUGUCAUAUUGUCGAUUGCAAGUACAGCUCGUUUAAGACACAUCAAAUAUAUCCGGAUAAGCUGAUGCCAGAUUUUGCUGCUGCUUUGGCUGCCUGUACGGGAGAGACAUUUGAUUUCUUUAUGAAUUUCUUUGGCAAAUGCUUUGUGCGUUUCUUUAGUAACUUUGGGUAUGACAAGAUGAUACGUUCCACGGGCAGAUAUUACUGUGACUUUCUGCAAUCGAUUGAUAAUAUUCAUCUGCAGAUGCGCUUUACUUAUCCCAAAAUGAAAUCACCUUCCAUGCAGUUGACUCACAUGGAUAAUGAUGGGGCAGUGAUUGUGUAUCGCAGUGGCCGUACGGGCAUGUCCAAGUACUUGAUUGGGCAAAUGACCGAAAUCGCCAAAGAGUUCUAUGGCUUGGAUAUAAAGGCCUAUGUUUUGGAAUCGCAGAAUGACAUUGCGGGUGGCACAGCGGGUCCCAUCAAGUUGUCGGAUACACCCUUGACAGUCAUUGUCAAAUAUCGCCUUGACUUUGAUAAUCGCGAGUACAUGGCAAAGCGUGUGAAUUAUGUGGCACAUCCCUCGCAACAAAGUCUGCCGGCCAUUAACAUGGGUGUCUUCUUGGAACUGUUUCCCUUCACCAUUGUUUUGGACCACGAUAUGUGCAUCACACAUGCCGGUGAGAAGAUAGUUGAGACCUGGAUUCUUCACAAUCCCGGCAAGAAUCCCAAGACUUUUAUUGGCUCCCAUGUUAUGGACCUAUUCGAAUGUCGUCGUCCCAAGGGAACUAAAAUCGAAUGGGAGACCAUGCUGCAAAUGCGAACGGUGCUCUUCGAAUUCGAGUUAUUGCGAACGGGGCGCAAUAAGGCGGCCUAUAAUGCUGCCAUGAAUAUGGAUUUCGAGAAUUUCGAUGAAAUGGAAUUCUCCGAAGGUAAUACCGCUUUGCAAAAGGCCCACGAAGAGGAUGAUGACGAUGAAAUAGAUAUUGCCACGGGCGAGAGAAAGGAGUCGCAGAGCGUUAAAUCUAUUCUACUCAAAGGUCAAAUGUUCUACAUGAAAGAUCUGGACUCAUUGAUAUUCCUGUGUAGCCCUCUAAUAGAAAAUUUGGAUGAGCUGCAUGGCAUUGGUUUGUACAUCAAUGACCUUAAUCCGCAUGGUUUAAGUCGCGAACUAGUAAUGGCGGGAUGGCAGCAUUGCUCAAAGCUCGAAAUGAUGUUUGAGAAGGAAGAAAUGCGUUCCGAUGAGCUGGAGAAAUCUCUGGAUCUGGCCGACUCCUGGAAGAAACAAGGCGAUGAGUUGUUAUACUCCAUGAUCCCCAGACCUAUAGCAGAACGCAUGCGCAAUGGCGAGGAGGCUACUUGUCAAACAUUCGACGAAGUUUCCGUUAUAUUUAUAGAGGUCAUGAAUGUCUAUGAUGGUGAUGCCAAUAACCGUGAGGAUGCCAUGAUGGCUGUUACCACUUUGAAUAAGGUCUUCACAGCCAUCGAUGAGGAAAUCAUAUCGCCUUUUGUUUACAAAGUCGAAACGGUGGGCAUGGUGUACAUGGCCGUGUCGGGGGCACCCGAUAUCAAUCCCUUGCAUGCUGAGCAUGCUUGUGAUUUGGCAUUGCGCCUAACCAAAAAAGUCAAAGCUCUACAAAUACCAGAUCUCUCUAUACGAGUGGGCAUCAACUCGGGCCCCGUCGUUGCUGGUGUGGUUGGGCUCAAGGUUCCUCGCUAUUGUCUUUUCGGCGAUACUGUGAAUACAGCUUCACGCAUGGAAAGUACUAGUGAACCUUUUAAAAUUCAUUUGUCUUUUGACACGGCCAAGAAAGUACGCGAAGUGGGCUAUAGGGUUGAGUCGCGAGGUCAUGUCAAGGUCAAGGGUAAAGGAGAAAUGGAAACAUUUUGGCUGAUUGCUGCCCCCAAGGACUAAAAGCACAGCCGUGGUAUUGUAAGUCAAGGCAAAUGAGUAAUUUGUGACCAUGGCAAAAGAAAACUGAAAAAUAAAGGAAAAUACACAAAAAAUACAAUCCCUCGCACAUGAAAUGGAAAUAUAUUUAUUACAAAUAAAGAAAAACUAAUUACUAUGAUAUUAACUGUA